Molecule: messenger RNA, 1224 nt
Organism: Cladophialophora psammophila CBS 110553
Lineage: Eukaryota; Fungi; Ascomycota; Eurotiomycetes; Chaetothyriales; Herpotrichiellaceae
Product: 18S rRNA biogenesis protein RCL1
Exons: 1
Coding region: 1-1224 (407 amino acids)
Biological process (GO): ribosome biogenesis; endonucleolytic cleavage of tricistronic rRNA transcript (SSU-rRNA, 5.8S rRNA, LSU-rRNA)
Cellular component (GO): nucleolus
Molecular function (GO): RNA endonuclease activity
Source: RefSeq, a predicted model, not a curated record
AUGUCGACCUCGCAACCCCCCCUCCGCUUCUCCUCCCACAAGUCCCUCCCUUCCCGUCUGAUCCUGGCUACGCUGCUCGGUCGACCCAUACGCAUUGAUCAGAUCCGCCCCGAUUCGCCUACCAACCCUGGCCUUGCGCCGCAUGAGAUCUCCUUCUUGAGACUUCUCGAAGCGGUCACAAACGGCUCCCACAUUGAAAUUUCAUACACAGGCACCGUGCUGUUGUAUAAGCCGGGAUUGAUCACGGGCUCAGCGCCGGGCAGUGGAGCGGACGGGGUCUCGGGGGUAUUGAGACACGAGAUCCCUGCCACGAAUACACGAGGCUUGGCCUACUUCUUGAUACCGAUGUGCCUACUGGCGCCGUUCAGCAAGGCCAAAUUCAAUAUCUUAUUCACUGGCCCGGGCGUGAUUACGAGUUCUACCCCAGAAACAUGGGGCGAUAUGAGUGUGGAUUCCGUCAGAACUGCAAUUUUGCCCCUCUAUGCAAAGUUCGGGAUCGAGAGGGACAUUGAAUUGAGGAUUUUAAAGAGGUCGAACCCUGGACCUAGGGGCUUGGGCGGUGCCGGAGAGGUGCAGCUUGUGUUUGGUCACCAGGUGCGGCUACCCAAGACUCUACAUAUGCUGGACCCGGGGAGGGUGAAGAAGAUCAGAGGUGUGGCUUAUUCGACCGGCGUGAGUGGACAGAAUAAUGCAAGAAUGAUUGAUGCAGCGAGAGGCGUGUUGAAUAAGUUCUCGGGGGACAUUUACAUCUUUUCGGACGUCAGCAGUGCCAGUCUGGUACUUGCACCGACCAAGGACAAUCCGCAUGCAAAAAAGAAGAUUGGACUCGGUUUUGGACUGUCACUCGUUGCGGAGACUUCAGCGGGGUGCCUGUACUCCGCAGAUUCAGCGUGUCCGCCCGAGGGAGGCAAGCCACCAGAGGAAAUCGGGCAGAUGUGCGCAUUCCAGCUCCUCGAGAGCAUCGAGAGAGGCGGGUGUGUGAGCCCAGAGGCUCUCGAGACGGUUGUUACUUUGAUGACCAUGGGAUCUGAGGAUGUCGGCCGAGUUCAGUUGGGGAGAGAUGUAUUGGCCAACGAACAUACAAUCCAACUGGGACGAGAUCUCAAUGCUUUUGGCUCGGCAGGAUGGGGAUUUAGAGAUGCGGAAGGCAAGAAGGGAGCAGGGCAGCUCUUGGUCAGCAUUGUAGGAAGAGGAGUUGGCAACGUCGGGCGAAAGAUUGGUUGA